CCGACAUCACACCUCAUAUCAACAACACCGUUUCUCCCAACCUCCCACCUCAACCACAAACACACCUCGACCUCAAUCGCACCCCACUCAAAACAAUGCUCGCACGCCACAUCCUCCUCCCGCUCCGGCGCACCCUCUUCGCGCAGCCCUUCCUCCUCAAUUCCACCACCAAACCCACCAUCUCCGCCGCAGCAUGCACCCUCCACACCACAACACUCACACGCACCACACGCCCCACCCUCCUCUCGUCCUCGUCACAAUCCCUAACCACCCGCCUGUCAAAUCUCAGUAUAUCGCCGGCGUUACAACAGCAGACAAGGGGAAUGAAAGUCCGCAGCAGCGUGAAGAAGCUGUGCGACGGGUGCAAGAGCGUGCGGAGGAAGAAGGGGAAGUACGUGUACAUUAUCUGCAGCAAGAAUCCGAAGCAUAAGCAGAGGCAAGGUUGAAGUUGGGUAGAGGAGGGAUUUUGUAUGACUAUGAGAGGAGGAAAUAAGGAGGGGAGAAGAGACGAAGAAAGGAAGGAAUGGGAGGAAAUAAAAUAGGGUUGUAAAGAUACGGAGGCGGGGAAGAGGGAAGAUAUUGUAUUAUACCGCUCUUCGAUGCUGAAGGACGUUCAGGCAUGAUUAUAGGCGUAUGGAGGCGCGAAGAAAUCUCAUGAACCAUUCUAUGACAGGUGCAGCUUUAUGACUGGUAUCAAUUGGUCCCUAGAGCGAACGCCAGGUUCCAAUUGCUCCGAAGAGAGAAAAGAGAGGCCUUUUGAUUGCCUGGCGUAUGUCUAUUUUUCAUGAACUAUUACUGCUUGAGUGGAAUUGCAUCGCCGACAAUGCUGUAAAAAUAACUUCGAAAAGCGCCAGAACUCCAGCCUAGACACGACCAUUAACUUAUAUGCUA
Molecule: messenger RNA, 891 nt
Organism: Aaosphaeria arxii CBS 175.79
Lineage: Eukaryota; Fungi; Ascomycota; Dothideomycetes; Pleosporales
Exons: 2
Coding region: 96-446 (116 amino acids)
Biological process (GO): translation
Cellular component (GO): ribosome
Molecular function (GO): structural constituent of ribosome
Source: RefSeq, a predicted model, not a curated record